GUUGUGACGUUUACUGUUAACGCUCCGUCCACUCACCGUGCCGGGCGCUGCAGACACACAAAUAUGUUUAUAAGCGGAGAAAAGCCCUGGUUGAUUUGGAUCCUGACGACAUAGGUGCAACAUCAAACUUUGAUAUUUGGGAAGAUUUUAGGUACUCAAGAGACAUUGCUGAGGAAAUGGCCAAUGAGCAGAAGCAAAGCAUGGCCGAAGCAUUUGCUCUGUCUGGAUCAAAUGGUCACAAUGGCCAGCAAUGGCAGACUAGUGUGAAUCACUUAAAUCACCCUCAAGGCGCCGACCACAGGUCGAGGAUGUCCCGCGUUGCCUCAGAUGUCAGGCAUAAGGGUGCAGCAUAUGUGCUGGCACUAAGACCGUGGAGUUUCAGUGCCUCGCUUACGCCAGUGGCCCUCGGCAGCGCCUUGGCGUAUAAACUGGAAGGCUCUGUGGACUUGGUUAUCCUGAUGGUGUGUGCGGUGGCUGUCCUUGUUGUCCAUGGGGCAGGCAACCUUGUUAACACCUACUAUGACUUCUCCAAAGGGAUUGACCACAAGAAAAGCGAUGACAGGACUCUUGUGGAUGAAAUACUAGCACCGCAGGAUGUUGUUAAGUUUGGAGCAUUGCUAUACUCUUUAGGAUGUCUGUGUGCGACUCUGCUCUACUUCUUGUCUACACUUCGACUCGAACACCUUGCCCUUAUUUACUUUGGGGGCCUCUCAAGCUCUUUUUUAUACACUGGAGGUAUUGGCCUCAAGUAUGUGGCGUUGGGAGACGUGGUGAUCCUCAUCACCUUUGGUCCUCUGGCUGUCAUGUUUGCCCACGCGGUACAGGUUGGCUACCUAUCAGUGCUGCCACUCGUGUACGCCGUCCCACUUGCCCUCAACACAGAAGCCAUCCUCCACAGCAACAACACCAGAGACAUGGACUCUGACAAGCAGGCCGGCAUCGUCACCCUGGCCAUCCUCAUAGGUCCCACACUCUCCUAUAUCCUAUACAACCUCCUGCUCUUCAUCCCUUACGUGCUUUUUUGCAUCCUUGCCACCCGUUACACCAUCAGCAUGGCGCUGCCUCUGCUCACACUGCCCAUGGCCUUCACUUUGGAGAGGCACUUCCGCAGCCGAUGCUACGCCAAGAUCCCUCAGAAGACAGCCAAGCUCAACCUCCUCAUGGGACUUUUCUACGUGUUCGGGAUCAUUCUGGCGCCUCCUAGCAGCUUGCCGCUUCUCUGAUUCAUUACCUCUAAUAAUUAAAACGUUGUUGUUUUAACACAGAAUUGAUGACGUACCUCCCUGUAUAUUUACAAAGUUAUGUGAGAAGACAUUCACUGGCUUUAAUUUAUUGUUUUAUAUGUUGAACAGAUAUUUAGUUUAGGUCCUCCUCAGUGAGAACAUAAUCAAUUUAAAAAACAUUUUUUUGUUUUAAGCCUGCUUUAAUGUGUUUGUAAAAGUGAGAAAUUUAUUUUGUAGAGGUGGGCAACAUUUUCAUUUUUUACAGACCAUAGACCUACAGCUGCCAUGACACAAUGAUACAACCAAUAAACAUGUUCUUUUCACCACUGUACUCACAGUAUGGAACAAAUAGUAAUUUUUUUGUUUAAUGUAUUUUUUCUUCUGAGGAGCUAAGUAAUAUUUUAUCAGAUUGUAAUAAAACUCACUGCUGCAGA
Molecule: messenger RNA, 1657 nt
Organism: Solea solea (common sole)
Lineage: Eukaryota; Metazoa; Chordata; Actinopteri; Pleuronectiformes; Soleidae
Gene: ubiad1
Product: UbiA prenyltransferase domain containing 1
Exons: 3
Coding region: 177-1223 (348 amino acids)
Biological process (GO): menaquinone biosynthetic process; vitamin K biosynthetic process
Cellular component (GO): endoplasmic reticulum; Golgi membrane
Molecular function (GO): prenyltransferase activity
Source: RefSeq, a predicted model, not a curated record